AACCAGCUCUGCGUUCAGACAGCGUGGGGAGCAGGCUGGAAGCUCUCAGUCUGUUUCUGACUGAAGUAAAGUAGAGGUCAGUGUGGAGGAGCGUGUCUCCUCAACUGAACAGAGCUGUAUAGAGGAUUUAUACACACCGUGGUGCUGCUGUCUGCUCUCUGCUGAGUGUUGGACAGCAGUAUCCGGGCAGAUAGUGAAGUUUUUCAGCAUGGCUGGAGGAUUGUUUACCCCUCUUCUCUUCAGGGACGCUCUUCGGGUGAUAAGGUUAUUUUGUCGUCGGCUUCACUGUGAAUCACAACCCGAUACGAAGCGCUUUAUCACAGAAAACACGGAGAUAGUCCAAGGCCGAAGUUUAACCCCAGAGAUCUCGUUAAGACUCUUUACUCCAAAGUGCAGGUUUUGGACGGAAAGACCAGAACUCUGGCCUUUUCCUGAGCCUUUCUGGGCUAUAUACUGGCCGGGAGGACAAGCGCUCGCCAGGUAUCUCCUAAACAAUCCUGCAGUAUCUAAAGGUAAAAGAGUCCUGGAUCUGGGUUGUGGCUGUGGAGCAUCAGCUAUUGCUGCCAGACUCAGUGGGGCUGAAGAUGUAGUGGCCAAUGACAUAGAUCCAGUUGCUGUGAUUGCCACCCAGAUAAACUGUGAACUGAAUGGUUUGGAGCCACUAUCUUGUGUGACUGAGAACAUGAUCUGUUCAGAACCAGACAACUGGGACCUCAUCCUGUUGGGAGACAUGUUCUAUGAUGAGAGUCUGGCAGAUUGUUUACAUAAAUGGCUUCACACAUGCAUUAAAGUACAUGGAACACAGGUCCUUAUUGGAGACCCGGGACGAGCACAGUUUGAGAGCCACAGCAUUAAGAAACUGUUGCAUAAACAAGCUCGGUUUGAGUUGCCUGACUCCGUCAAAGAGGAGAACUAUGGACUAACAAGUAGCACAGUGUGGAGUUACAGACCUGACUGAUGUGUAAAGUUUAGUUGGAUUGCAUUUGGUGGAAGGGUGGCUGUCGUGAUGGUGUGUCCAUUAAAACACAGGAGGAUGAACAGAACUUCAACUGAUGCAGUUUAUUCUCAGAGUCACAGCAUAUUUCACGAUGAGGCAGAGCAGGUGUAUGAAUGGACAGUUAAUGCAUGGCUGAGGAAAGGAUGGAUGGAGGAAGGAAGAUGAUGUAGGGAGACAUAGGGUGAAUGGAGAGAUUAUACAGGAUGGUUGUAUCUACAGGAUGGAUACACAGGAUGGAUGGUUUUAUCUACAAAUAAACAAAAUACAAGGAUCAGUAAAACAAUACAAAUAGUGCAACAAAAGGAACAAACCAAGUGAGCAAACAAUAAACCCAAUCACAAUCAAAUUGGACAAGUUAACAUAAAUGAAUUAAGUAAUAAAUCAGAAAACUUACACAAACACACAUCCAUUGGAAGCUCAGUCCACAAUCCAAAAGAGGUUCAAAUCCUCAGACCAUGCCAAACAAAGAAAUAAUAAAAUGGCCGACAGUGCCAUUUUAACCUCUAAGCCCCGCCUUAUCCUGCUGCAAAGAAUUAUGGUCUAUGUAGUUUACCUGCUCCCAGGGAAUUUCCAACAGAUGGGUACUCACGGGUAAAUUGCUUCUUUAGACUCUCAACAACAUUAAAGCUUCAGUACUUUGUACAAAAGUUUUUUCUACCUGUGUUGUGAUUUGCUUUAAUAUAAUCAAUGUCUCAGACAUAUAAAAUAUAGCCAGCAGCUUAAUUCAUAUAACCAAGGCAUUAAUACACAGCUAAAAGCACACAUAUACAUAGAUACACAUAUAAGCUUCAGCUUCUAUUCAGUUACUCAUUUGAUCAUUUAUAUUCAUACAUUUCAUAUGACCUACAAGUCAUGUGAUGGAAGGUGUUUAUUGAAAUGAUUCAUAAUCAAUGACGUGUGAUGAUUCAUAAACAAUGACGACUAUUAAUGAUAUUACUUUUUGUUCUAUGCGAUGAUAAUGUGUACUGUGAACAUUCUACCCUCAGUGAGCUUUUUUGAAAUGCUGAGUAAGAGUUUUCUCUAUCUGGCUAUGUGUAUGUGUUAAGGAAUGCACGUCACAGUUGUUCUACAAAUUCUGGCGCCAGGGUCAUCUUCCUUUCUGCUUGCAAUGUUUUGAGAACCAGCCUGAUAUGCUCACUAAGGGAUUAUGUCAUAUCACAUGUCAGAAGAAGUUGACGUGUCACAAUGGUGGCACUGUGCCCAUAAUUGGGAAGUAAGGGAUGGGAGGAUCUAAAAGGUAUAAAGAGAGCUUGGCACCUCUUGCAAGGGAGGAGUUCACUCUGUAUUCAUUACGUGUGUCUUCUCAAUAAAUCUUGUUACUCAUUCUGAUCAAGACUCAGAGACUCUGAAAAUUUCUUUCUUCCUGUCAUUAUUUUCCACCACAAUUUGGCGUCACGGAACAGGAUGAGCAUGGUCUUGCGGCGGAGGGGGAGAGACUAGCACCUGCCGAGGACGCUCUCCAGCAAAA
Messenger RNA from Astyanax mexicanus (Mexican tetra), 2465 nucleotides. It is a transcript of the gene etfbkmt, whose product is annotated as electron transfer flavoprotein subunit beta lysine methyltransferase. Gene Ontology annotation, cellular component: mitochondrial matrix. Lineage: Eukaryota; Metazoa; Chordata; Actinopteri; Characiformes; Acestrorhamphidae. Gene Ontology annotation, biological process: peptidyl-lysine trimethylation. The coding region runs from base 209 to 958 and encodes 249 amino acids. The record is from RefSeq and is a predicted model, not a curated record. The transcript is spliced from 3 exons. Gene Ontology annotation, molecular function: protein-lysine N-methyltransferase activity.